Messenger RNA from Boleophthalmus pectinirostris (great blue-spotted mudskipper), 3624 nucleotides. RefSeq names its product fascin-like. Gene Ontology annotation, cellular component: filopodium; lamellipodium; microvillus. Gene Ontology annotation, biological process: cell migration; actin filament bundle assembly; establishment or maintenance of cell polarity. The transcript is spliced from 5 exons. Gene Ontology annotation, molecular function: actin filament binding; protein-macromolecule adaptor activity. NCBI's taxonomy places the organism in Eukaryota, Metazoa, Chordata, Actinopteri, Gobiiformes, Gobiidae. The record is from RefSeq and is a predicted model, not a curated record. The coding region runs from base 905 to 2371 and encodes 488 amino acids.
CUCCACACACAGACUGUCAGUGUGAACUCCACACACAGACUGUCAGUGUGAACUCCACACACAGACUGUCAGCGUGAACUCCACACACAGACUGUCAGCGUGAACUCCACACACAGACUGUCAGCGUGAACUCCACACACAGACUGUCAGCGUGAACUCCACACACAGACUGUCAGCGUGAACUCCACACACAGACUGUCAGCGUGGACAGACUCUUACUACAAGAUCACACCACUGACCAAGAGCCAACGCUUCAUCAAUCACUGUGGAGGAAGAUUUAAAGGCUGUUGAGAUGAUCAGUGAUCCUCUUGGUUUCAUCAUGACUGUGACUGUCCACAGCUGCAUGAAGAAAGAACCUUCAACUUGAACAGGGCAGGAGAGGGCUGGAGAGGAAGAGGACGAGACACACACCUCCCUCCCUCUCUAUCAUUCCCUUGCUCCCUCCCUCCCUCCCUCCCUCUCUUUCAAACACACACACUUUCUCUCUCCAUUUCUGUGUCUCUCUCCCCCUCUCCUUCUGUCUCCCAAAUUUUCUCUCCUAUUCCCCCCUUCUCUAUCCUCCCUCUCUCCUCUUGAGUCUCACCCUCUCUUUCCCUGUCUCUCCCUCUCUCCUCUUCUGCCUCUCUCUCUCUCUCUCCCUCCCUCCCUCUCUCCUCAUCAGUCACUCUCUCCCUCCUCUUCUGUCUCACCCUCUCCCUCCUCUUCUGUCUCACCCUCUCCCUCCUCUUCUGUGUCGCUCUCUCUCCCUCCUCUUCUGUGUCGCUCUCUCUCCCUCCCUCCUCUUCUGCCUCUCUCUCCUCCUCAUCACUUUGUGCGCCACUCCUCUUCCAGACGCGCGCCGCUCCCUGUCGUCCUGUUCCUCCAGACGUGUGUGUGUGUGUGUGGGGGAGAGUCAGCCUGAAGCAUGUGCUCGUCCGGGGCUCUGCAGCUUCCUCUGGGGCUCAUCAACAGCGAGGGCCGGUACCUGACCGCGGAGGCGUUUGGAUUCAAGCUGAACGCGUCCGCGAGCGGCCUGCGGAAGAAGCAGACGUGGACUCUGGAGCAGAGCGGCGAGGACGGCAGCGCGGUGUUCCUCGUGUCGCACCUGGGCCGGUACCUCGCGGCGGACAAAGACGGUAACGUGACCGCGGACAGCGAGGCGCGCGCUCCGGAUUGCCGCUUCAUCAUCACGGCGUACGAGGACGGGCGGUGGUCUCUGCAGUCCGAGCGGCACGGGCGGUACCUGGGCGGCAGCCAGGACCGCAUCACGUGCUUCGCCUCCAGCGUGUCGCCCGCGGAAAAGUGGAGCAUGCACCUGGCCGUGCACCCGCAGGUCAACCUCUACAGUGUCGCGCGCAAACGCUUCGUGCACCUGAGCGCGCGCGGGGACGUGUGCGCGGACCGGGACGUGCCGUGGGGCGUGGACAGUCUGAUCACGCUGCUGUACCGGGACCAGCGGUACCACGUACAGACGUGCUCCCACCGCUUCCUCCGCGCGGACGGCUCUCUGUCCGCGGACACGGACCAGAGCACCGGCUUCACUCUGGAGUUCCGCUCCGGGAGCGUCGCGUUCCGUGACGCAGAGGGCCGGUACCUGACCCCCACGGGCCCCUCCGGAACCCUCAAGAGCGGCAAGGGCACGCGCACGGGAAAAGAAGAGCUGUUCGCUCUGGAGCGCAGUCACGCGCAGGUCGUGCUCACCGCGGGAAACGGCAAGAAUGUGUCCACGCGACAAGGCAUGGACCUGUCAGCCAAUCAGGACCAGGAGGAGGACCAGGAAGUGUUUCAGCUGGAGAUGAAUCCAGAGGAGCGCCGGUGUGCCUUUAAGACCGCCGCGGGCAAGUACUGGACCCUCACCCCGAGCGGAGGCCUCCAGAGCACUGCUGCUGACAAGUCUGCUCAGAGCCUGUUCGAGCUUGAGUGGAGUGACAGUCACGCUCGUGUGCGUGCGGCUAACGGCAAAUAUGUGACCGCUAAGAAGAACGGACAGCUCGCAGCGACGGUGGACAGUGCAGGAGAGGCAGAGCACUUCCUGGUGAAGCUGAUAAACCGUCCAAUCAUCGUGCUGCGCGGGGAGCACGGUUUCAUCGGCGCUCGCAAACCAGGCCAGCCCACUCUGGACUCCAACCGCGCUUCCUACGACCUGUUCAUGCUCGAGCACCACAACGGAGCCUACGCUAUCAAAGACUCCCAGGGCCUGUACUGGAGCGUGGCACCCGACCUCUCUGUGCUCUGCUCCAGCCCCACCCCUGUGCCCUUCCUCCUCUUCUUCUGUGACCUCCAUAAGAUGGCGGUGCGCGCUGUGGGGGGCCACUACCUGAAGGGAGACCACGCCGGGGCCCUCAAAGCCAGCGCAGAGAGUCUGGACAGCGCCACACUGUGGGAGUACUGAGCCGCUGCAGUGGGAUUACAAGUAUUAAGUGUAUUUGUACUGGUUUACUUUGUGUGAUGUAUCUUAAAGAGGCGGCAUAUCUUGUCAAAAGUGAAUAGCACUGUCCCCCUGACAGUAUUGGGACAAUAAUAUGUCAAACCAUCAGUUCAAAUAUGCCUGUAAAUGUCUAAAUUGUUGAGGUUGAAGUUUCACAUAAAAUGUGAAUGAACUGUAAAAUGUACCUCCUAUCACACCUUCAUAAUCAAGUCUGUAAUCAGCUUUUUACUUACUUACUUAGUUACUUGUUCUUUAAAUUAAAGUGGGGGUAUUAUGCAAAGUGGACUUUUUGAAGCUUUCUACCAAGUUAUAACAUUGUUCCCUCAUCAAAAACAUGCUUCAAGAGCUUUUAGAUGUCAUCCAUGCAUGUUUGUGUGUUUUACCAAUCUGUCCCAGGCCCUGUUCAAACCCUCCCACACCAAAACUAAAUAUACAGAAACAUGACACAAAACUGUUAGUGUACACGACAACUUGACACCCCUGAUGUGAUGUGCCAUAGUUCCAUUAGCAGGAUGCACCCUGAUUGUGUUGUGAAAGCGCUCUGAAGGGGGAGUGAUUUAGCAUGGAGGACAAAGAGAGUGAAAAUGAAACACGUUGCAAUAAAAGGUAACAUAGUGAUGGUAAUAUGUUCUGUGUUAGCAGUUAAUGCCCCAUAAAAGUGUAACACCCCCUCUUUAAGGACAAAAUAAUCUUCCCUUAGCAGAAAAAAAAAGUUAAUUAAUGUGAAAUGAGAAGCACGCCAAAGUUUAAACCUUCUGGUGAGGUAUGAAGUGCCAAAACACAGUGCCAUACUCUUUGUUUAUAAAAAGGAUUCUGUGCAAUUGAAACGUUUUGUAUUUCUGAGGCCUCUGUUAGAAAUCUAGAAAAGCUUUGAUACUGGUUAUAAUGAUUUCACUUUUGCAGAACAAUGUACGAAACUAGUGCCAAUUUCUUAUAUAUGCAGUCAAAUAUUUGUUAUCUGCAGUGUUGGGAAGGUGACUUUUAAAAUAUAUUCCCCUACAGAUUACAGAUUACAUACUCCAAAAUGUAGUUUGUAAUGUAAUCCAUUAAAUUACUUAAAGUGAGUAACGUAAUCUGAGUACUUUGGAUUACUUGAUUUGCUGUAGAGAAGCAAAGACGAGGAAAUUGUAACAUAAGAUGUUUUAUCUGCUAAAAGAAAAUUAAAAAUCCAGACUUUACUGAACCAAAUUAAAAAUAUUAUUGAAAGAAGAGGAAGA